Sorghum bicolor (sorghum) is the source of this 2116-nucleotide messenger RNA. RefSeq lists its product as uncharacterized. The transcript has a single exon. The record is from RefSeq and is a predicted model, not a curated record. Bases 294 to 1808 code for a protein of 504 amino acids. Lineage: Eukaryota; Viridiplantae; Streptophyta; Magnoliopsida; Poales; Poaceae. Gene Ontology annotation, molecular function: S-adenosylmethionine-dependent methyltransferase activity.
UCUUCAGUUCCGCGUCUUCAAGCUCCGAUUUCCAUGGAAGCAGCAGAUGAUGCAGCCCGCAAAUAAGUUCGCAUCCCCCACCCAUUUGCCAUUUGGACAUGGCACUUUGCACAUAAGCCUCUCCCGUCCUCCAGUAACCCAAAGCCCGUACACCUCCUCGUCUGCGGCAGCCGCACCGCCGAUCGCUUCUGCUCCCGUUGAAUCGCCCCUCCUCGCGCAAUUGACCCUGCUUCCGCUGAAAUCAGGCCUAAUUUGCCGUCGUCUGCCUCGCGCGCAGGACGCGGGGGGGUGGCAUGAACCCGACGGGGCGCGUGGCACACCCGCGCGCCGUUAUGCUCCUCGCCAUCGGCGCGCUCGGGCUCUGUCUCCUAUGGGUGGAAUUCGCCGUCGUGGGCGGUGGCGGAAGCGCAGCAGACCCCGCCGUUCGGGCGGCCGUGGCCGGAAGGAGGACUCACGCCCAGGCCGCCGUGAGGUCGCCGGACGCGUGGCGCAGCCGCGAGUGGAGGCGGGAGGUGGACCACCAUGCCACCGUCCUCCGAAGACACCUCGCGGACGGCAUGCUCUCCGCGUCCUCCCACGCCGUCUGCCUCGGCGGUGCCCAGGAGGCGAUGGCGCUGCGCGAGCUCGGCGUGUUCGGCGCCGUCGCGGUCGCCAAGAAGCGGUCCCCGCCCCUCGCCGUCGCGGGAAACGACCACCAACUCCCGUUCCCGGACUCCUCCGUCGACUUCAUCUUCGCCGGACGCGCCCUCGACUCCUCCAAACGCCAGGCCGACCUCGCCACCGAGGCGGCACGGAUUAUGAAGCCGGACGGCCACCUCGUGGUCCUCACGUCCGGCGCCCGCGACGCCUACAGCCUCCGGUCCCUCCAGGCCCUGUUCCCGUCCCUCGGAUUACUCCGAUCGCGCGAGACCAACGGCCGGGAUGGCUCCACCCUCCGAGAGCUGGUCUUCCGGAAGCAUGCAGGCAUUUCCUCCUCCUCCACCACCACCAGCACGUCCUCCUCCUCCCUCAACGGCAACAAUCGCGCGAGCAACUGCACGUAUCGCGAUCACAAGCACCGAAUCAUCGACCUCGCCGAGCCGCUGAUCCAAGAAGAGCCGGCGAAGCCAUGGAUCUCGCUGAAGAGGAACAUCAAGAACAUCAAGUACCUGCCAGCGCUCGCCGACAUCGGCUUCAAGCGCCGGUACGUGUACGUCGACGUGGGCGCCCGGAGCCACGGCUCCAGCAUCGGCAGCUGGUUCCGGAAGCAGUACCCGAAGCAGAACCACACCUUCGAGGUAUUCGCCGUUGAGGCCGACCCUGCGUUCCAUGCAGAGUACGCCACCAAGAAGGGCGUCACCUUGCUGCCCUACGCCGCCUGGGUCCGGAACGAGACGCUCACGUUCGAGAUCAACGGCGGCCCGGCCGGCAAGAAGAAGGGCGCCAACAGUAACGCCAGAAAGCCUGGCGGCCGUGGCAUGGGCCGCAUCAGGACCGCGGCCGGGGCGAUCAACGGGGUGUCGUCCGGCGAGUUGCGGCGCGUCCCGGCGUUCGACCUCGCCGAGUGGCUGAAGCGGACGGUGUCGGAACAGGACUUCGUGGUGAUGAAGAUGGACGUGGAGGGCACCGAGUUCGACCUCAUCCCGAGGUUGAUCGACACGGGGGCGAUCUGCCUCGUCGACGAGCUGUUCCUCGAGUGCCAUUACAAUCGGUGGCAGAGGUGCUGCCCUGGCGUGCGGUCGCCCAAGUAUGAGAGCACGUACGGCGAGUGCCUUGAGCUGUUCACCUCGCUCAGGGACAGUGGCGUGCUUGUGCAUCAAUGGUGGUGAUUAGUUCAUAACUGACGCCAUCUUGAACCGUAAGCCUACAUAUGGCGGAUUUCGGUGUGUUUCUGUAGUUUUGAUGAUUGAUUAUUGUAGUUACAUGACGAGAUGAGGAAUAUAUUGCAGACUGACUUUCAGGCAAAGGUAUUGGUGAGUGUCACUAGUGUCCAUGAGCAACUGAAUCAUUUUUAGGCUGGUUUACUGUCCACUUUUGUAGCCUUCAUUCAUUUGGGAAGUAAUAGUGUUUACCUGCCAACUCUGUUCUGAAAUGACAGUAGAAGCGUAACUUGCUGCUUCUUUUAAGUUAUCCAUGA